Colletotrichum lupini is the source of this 840-nucleotide messenger RNA. RefSeq lists its product as uncharacterized. Bases 1 to 840 code for a protein of 279 amino acids. The record is from RefSeq and is a predicted model, not a curated record. Lineage: Eukaryota; Fungi; Ascomycota; Sordariomycetes; Glomerellales; Glomerellaceae. The transcript has 9 exons.
AUGCGAGAUCAGACGUUGACAACUGAGAAAUCUAAUUCGUCAGAAUCCGACGAAAAGGAAGCGUUUGCUCAAGAUAGGGCUGGGAAGCUGGGGACGAGAGACAAGGUCCUACGAUGCGAUCCCGGGACCGUGGGAAAGGCUUCGUCGUCUUCGAAUUUCGAUAGCGUGCUCUCGGCGCGUGGCAAGGUCCAAGGUCCGAGCCCCGCGCCAUGCAAAAUUUCUUCCAGUGCGGCUGUCUUUUCAGCUGGCCUUUCCGGAUAUGGAGAUGUUGCCGUGUUUUCUCUCGUAGAAUACAGCGAACGGCACUGUUUAAGACCUGUCAAAGUCCCAUCUCGAGAGUCGACACUUUGUUCAGAUGCAAGGCUGCUUUUCGCCGUUUUCAUCGUGUCUCUUGCUGAUUCGAGGGGUCUGGCCGAGGCGGGAAAGGAGCUGCUAAAAAAGCGGGACCAGGCUGCGACGAGCUGGACGAAUCCAACUCAUCUGGGCGGCUGCAUUAUCAAUGUGAUGAAGUCGUCUUUGCCUGCAGUAGCCAACAAGAGAAUUCUUCCUUACAGUCGCGCGCCCUAUUUGCCUAUUCAUGUUGCGUAUGCCAAGGUAGGUUCUCUCGGGAAGAGCAAUGGUCCAGCAGUCCUGGGCGUAAAAAAGAAAGGGACACUAGUGAAUAAGGGCCUUCCACUUUUCGAAGUUUCUGCCGGCGUUCGCGAUGUUGGUCACAGCGCUGCCAGAUGCCGCGAGCCUGGUCUCGACCUUUCGACGCAGGCCACAACCCUUGCAAUCUUUCACGAUGUCCUGAACAACUGGACGGCAACCCAGCUCUGGCUGAAAACCAUGAGUUCGUAA